CUGAAUCCUGCGCCAUGUGAAUUUACACGUUAUGUUUUUUCUCCUCUGAUUGGUUCGCUUCCAGCCCUUUGGUCCCUCGUGAUUUUUUCAUUGUCAUUCGACCAAUAAGAUUUCAGAAUUGGCGUGUGAUUUCCAUGACGUUUGGGCGCGUGACACAUAUCUUGUUUUCAUUUUGAUAAUAUUUACCAUCCGUGUACAGCACAUGCAGAGAAAAAUUUCUCUCGUGAAUUUCGCUCUUGGCUCGCUAAGGAAUUCGCUCCGACAAUAGCAAUGAAUAUCGAACAGCUUCUAGAAGCUGCUAAAAUCAUCGAACAAAGAGAUGAAGCGAAGAAGCAGAGCCAGGCGUCUGUCAAACGCGAUAGAAAGCCAACGAAACGUUCACCGAGCUACAGCCGUACGACACAUAACCAGUUAGAGAAAAACCGACGGGCCCAUCUUAGGGACUGCCUUGAGCUACUGAAAGAAUUAGUUCCUUCGCCACCUGAACAUCAAAAAGCUACAACGCUGGCGUUACUGCAGAGUGCUCAGCAGUAUAUACAGGUUUUACAAAUGACAGAGAAAGAGGCGAUAGACACUAAGAGAAAGCUUGCCCAAGAGAGAUAUGACCUUCAAAGAAGGUUAGCCCUCCUUCGCGGUGACAAGGAAGUCCCAGGGGCAAAGAGGCCGCGGCACUCUGAAGGCGAUUCCUCUACAAGUGGCGAGGAAAUUGAUGUGGAAAAUGAUGAGGAAGCUGGUUAUGCCAGUAGUGAGUCAGAUGAUCGUUUUAGUACUGGGAGCAGUGUGGGGAGUGAUGGGGGUUUAACUGCAAACUCGAGGAGAGUUAAAUAGUUAAAUUACAGGCAUGAUUUUCAAUGAUCAUAUUUGAUUCAUGUCUCCUAGAAUCCUGUUUUAGUUGGUGUUUCUUGCACCUAUGUGGCUUACAUAAUAAUUCAUUUGGGAAUACAGCUGGGUAGAGCAUUGGGAGGAGAGGGGAGGGGGGAGACAGUACAAUUGUAGUCAGACAAAUUUACUAAAGUUAAGGUUAAUCGUGUAUGAAUAUGGUCAGACAUAAGCAUUACUGCUCUUGCUUUUUGCGCAAGUUUAAAAACACUGCCCUUAGCUUUCAACACUGAAAUUAGGUUAAAAUGUAGGCCCUCAUAAUUAUCUGAUAGUUGCAGUUUUGCAUGUUAAAAAGCUUCCUUUUUGGAGACGUCUUCUUUCUUAAAAAUUUGUAUCAAAGGUUUGGUUUGGCUUCUUUCAACUGGUGCUGAGCUCACAGACUGUUUAAAAUAUUUCCAGGAAGGUUUAUGCAAAAUAACUCCAGCACAUAAUAUCACUAUUCAAUCGACAACCAUCUCAUUUCUUAACAUGGGAUGUCAAACAUUUGAGCAUAGAAUAAUUUAUGGUUUACAAGAUGUAAAUAGAAAAAUUGUGUAGGAGUUGAACUUAUCCAACCAUCAAACUGUCCAUCCAAAGGAGAGAGAUACUACUAUCAAAUAAUUUCCAAACAAUCACUAUUAAAUUAUUAUGGUGUGAUGGAUGCUUUCUGCUCAAAAAUUCCAGUAAAUUGGUUGUUUGUGACCAAAAAAAAAUCCUCCUGUAGGGAAGUAGUUAAUCAAGGUGAUAUCUUAAAGACCAGCUGCCUUGAAAUGACGUCAAAAUUAUGAAACUCUAAGGCAACAUAGUGAUUAUUGACACGGCUUGUAACUUUUGAAAACUGGUAAAACAUCUGUGCUAAGUUUCAGGUUAACUUCCAAGCAACGUUCAUUGAUCAGUCAAUUUCCUUUGUGUGGCAAAAUUACCAAAGUUGUUUUAUGUACCUAUUAGUUCAACCUUUUCUUUCACAUCUUGCUCAACCACAUCUUGAAGCAAUCCCUUGUUUGCAUCAAUAGAGGUGGCAUCAAAUGGUUGAAGAGCACAUGAAGACAGACAUCAAUAAUGCAACUUUCUUGCAUUUGUACGUUAUUGCAUACCCAUAAACAUUUCUCUUCUGGCAAAAUCAUUAUGUAAUUGUUGCAACUAGAAUUCAGGAAUACACAGUCUUGUGGGUAUUAGAAACUCUUUCUUUCUAAAGGGUUCUCAGCUGUGUUGAUUCUCAGUACUAUUUCCUAGUUCAAAAUCUUGGCUUAAAAAAAAUUCCCUAAAAAUUCUGUAGAUAAUUGUAAAUUUUACUCUCCUCUGUAAAUGCUCCAGGGUUAAUUACCAAAUAUUAUAUAUUAACUAAGUAUCUCUAUUUAUGAUGUGGGGUCUUGGUGAACCGAAAGGCAGAUAAAAGAUGCCCAUGUCCAGCAUUCAAUCACUUUUCCGUCUAUGUAACUAAUAAUCUGGGAUGGUGGUUCUUGUAUUUUUAAUGUGAUCUGUAUAUAAUGUGUAUUUUUGAACCAAGAAAAAUGUACCUAAAAUGACAUUUUUAUAAAUUAUUAUUGGCAGAGUUUUAAGGAAUAGUAAAACAUGUUUUGAACAUCUUAAA
Molecule: messenger RNA, 2449 nt
Organism: Pocillopora damicornis (cauliflower coral)
Lineage: Eukaryota; Metazoa; Cnidaria; Anthozoa; Scleractinia; Pocilloporidae
Product: max dimerization protein 1
Biological process (GO): regulation of transcription by RNA polymerase II
Molecular function (GO): DNA-binding transcription factor activity, RNA polymerase II-specific; protein dimerization activity; RNA polymerase II cis-regulatory region sequence-specific DNA binding
Source: RefSeq, a predicted model, not a curated record